AUGGAGGGCACGACGCAGGAGAAGCCGCCCAAGCGCGUGAGGUUCCGCGUGGCCUCGGGCAACAGCGGCCGCGUGCUCAAGGAGAUGUUCAAAGAUGAGGGUCCGGCGGACUCCCUGGACUCGGACUGCACCAGCAGCUCGGACGCGGACCGGGCCAGCACGCCCUCCACCAGCGGGGACGCGCACGGCGGGCACCUGCUCGGGUACCCGGGCUCCGAGCUGGACGACAGCGGGAGCGAGCCCGACGAGCUGCUGAUGUACGCCGGGGGGACCAAGGACUGGAUGUUCACCACCAAGAGGGUCAACAUCCGGAGCAAGAACGGCACCGUGAGGGGGGUCAAGCACAAGGUCAGCGCCGGGCAGACCCUGUUCGAAAACAUCUCCACCGCCAGCAGUACGGAGCUGUCCCUGGAGUUCGGUCGGAUCGUGAUCUACACCACCAGUUUCCGAGUGGUGCGGACGACCUUUGAGCGCUGCGAGCUGGUCAGGAAGAUCUUCCAGAACCACCGGGUGAAGUUCGUGGAGAAGAACAUCGCCCUGGACAGCGAGUACGGAAAGGAGCUGGAGGAGCGGUGCAGGCGUGUGGCGGAACCUCCUUCACUACCGGUCGUGUUCAUCGACGGACACUACCUUGGGGGUGCUGAGAAAAUACUCGGCAUGAAUGAAUCAGGGGAGCUGCAGGAUCUUCUGACAAAGAUCGAGAGGGUGCAGCAUCCCCAGACGUGCCAGACCUGCGGAGGCUUCGCCUUCAUCCCGUGCCCAAUGUGCCAUGGCAGCAAGAUGUCUGUGUUUCGCAACUGCUUCACGGAUUCCUUCAAAGCCCUCAAGUGCACUUCCUGCAACGAGAACGGCCUGCAGCCCUGCGCGAGCUGCAGCCAGUGAGGAAGUAACGUGCCUGAACAA
This is a messenger RNA of Salarias fasciatus (jewelled blenny), 903 nucleotides long. RefSeq names its product glutaredoxin and cysteine rich domain containing 1 a (gene grxcr1a). Bases 1 to 882 code for a protein of 293 amino acids. Gene Ontology annotation, biological process: sensory perception of sound. The transcript is spliced from 4 exons. Lineage: Eukaryota; Metazoa; Chordata; Actinopteri; Blenniiformes; Blenniidae. The record is from RefSeq and is a predicted model, not a curated record.